This is a messenger RNA of Uloborus diversus, 2009 nucleotides long. Its product is annotated as frizzled-5-like. The record is from RefSeq and is a predicted model, not a curated record. Gene Ontology annotation, molecular function: Wnt receptor activity; Wnt-protein binding. Bases 34 to 1752 code for a protein of 572 amino acids. Gene Ontology annotation, cellular component: plasma membrane. NCBI's taxonomy places the organism in Eukaryota, Metazoa, Arthropoda, Arachnida, Araneae, Uloboridae. The transcript has a single exon. Gene Ontology annotation, biological process: canonical Wnt signaling pathway; non-canonical Wnt signaling pathway.
ACGCAGGAAAGAUGCGAGGAAAUUACCAUUCCUAUGUGUCGAGGAAUCGGCUAUAAUUACACGUCGAUGCCGAACAAAUUUCAUCAUGAUACUCAAGAGGAAGCUGGACUAGAAGUUCAUCAGUUUUGGCCCUUAGUGGAGAUUCACUGUUCCGAUGAUCUGCUUUUCUUCUUGUGUUCUUUAUAUGCCCCCAUCUGCAUUGAAGAUUAUCAAGGUCAGUUACCUGCUUGCUAUUCUGUAUGUGAUAGAGCAAGAGCAGGAUGUGCUCCAAUUAUGCAUAAAUAUGGCUUUGUAUGGCCAGAGCGGAUGAAUUGCGAUGAUUUCCCAAAAUAUGGAGAUCAAGAGCACCUCUGCAUGGAUGCUAAAGAAGGAGCUAGCCCAGAAAACGGGGAAUAUAGUAACAACAAACAAGAGACAAAAACUGUUCGAAGGCCUCCAUCGUACAGAGGUCGAAAUUCUAAACCUAGAGAUCGACACGACUCAACAAAUCACGGAAUUAAUAUCGGGAGACCACCAGGGCAAGUUACACCUGUUGGUAUUGAUUCCGAAUGUGACUGUGAGUGUCGUUUUCCGAUGGUACCUCUAGUUGAUGCUGCCGAUAGAAAAUUGUACAACGGAGUAUCAACUGGUGGUGUGCCUAACUGUGCCAGACCCUGCAGAGGUACUUUUUUCAGCAAAGAUGAACAGACAUUUGCUUCUUUUUGGAUCGGUUUGUGGGCUAUACUUUGCUGUGCUUCCGCAAGUCUAACGGUGCUUACCUUCAUGAUAGAUCCUACUCGAUUCAGAUACCCCGAGCGUCCUAUUAUAUUUCUUUCUGGUUGCUACCUCAUGGUUUCAGUAGGAUAUCUUAUCCGACUUGGACUCGGGCACGAAGCAGUAGCAUGUGAUGGACCCAUUGUGCGAUAUCACACAACAGGACGCCCGCCUGCUUGCACAAUAGUCUUCCUUCUCGUGUAUUUCUUCGGGAUGGCAAGUUCUCUGUGGUGGGUCAUAUUGACUUUGACUUGGCUGCUGGCGGCCGGGUUAAAGUGGGGCAAUGAAGCAAUCGCGGGUUAUUCCCAGUACUUCCACUUAGCCGCUUGGCUAAUACCGACAGGAAAAUCCAUUGCAGUCUUGGCCAUGGGAGCAGUUGAUGGUGAUCCUGUGGCAGGAGUUUGUUCAGUGGGUAACCAAAAUGUCGACUACCUGCGGUGGUUUGUCAUCAUGCCCUUAUGUGGUUACUUGGUGCUAGGCACUUCAUUUCUGCUCGCUGGAUUUGUCUCGCUCUUCCGCAUCCGCAAAGUCAUCCGGCAGCAAGCGCGGGCCAAGGCGGAUAAGCUGGAGAAGCUGAUGAUCCGAAUCGGUGUCUUCUCCGUCCUCUACACCGUGCCCGCCACAAUAGUCAUUGGAUGCCACUUCUACGAGCAGCACUUCCGCGAUCGCUGGGACCGUCGCCACAACUGCCCUUGUGACACAGAAGCGAUUGCUUUCCGGCCGGACUAUUCGGUUUUCAUGCUCAAAUAUUUCAUGUGUCUUGUCGUAGGCAUCACAUCCGGCUUCUGGAUCACUUCAGUCAAGACUCUGGAAUCUUGGCGGCGGAGGUUAUGCCGACGCCGCAACAGGGGUGGUCCUGGAUCCGUUUCUCAACGGACCGGUACUCCAGGGUGCCCCGAGACCCUAUAUGGGCCAAGAACGUUCAAGCCGCUAAGUCCGGCAAGCCAUGUAGGACAUGUGCCCUCAAGUUGCAAACAAGUACCUUUGUCGCACGUGUAAAAAAAUGAACUGUCCUUCAAGUUUCAUAGCUGUCUCCAUCUGAUCUCACCAUUGAAAUUUUCCUCACAUCAAUUUAAAAGGAAUCAUACAUCUUUUAAAUGUGUGUGUAAACUGGACAAGAUGCUUAACUAAACGCCUUAAUGUAAGUGUUGUACAUUCUUCAUUGUACUUAUGAAAAGGACGUUUUUUCAAAACGGAUACUGAAAUGACGGAGACAAGCAUUUAUGAGAUAUCAAACUAUAGAAGGUAAACUUUUG